Molecule: messenger RNA, 1281 nt
Organism: Macrobrachium nipponense
Lineage: Eukaryota; Metazoa; Arthropoda; Malacostraca; Decapoda; Palaemonidae
Product: serine/arginine repetitive matrix protein 1-like
Exons: 2
Coding region: 11-1174 (387 amino acids)
Source: RefSeq, a predicted model, not a curated record
CCAAUGACAAAUGCACGACCAAGAACACUUUCCCAGAGUCGCCUAUAAAAUGCCGAAGCACAAGCAUUUCACCACACUCUACCUCCGAAGUGGCCACGGUGAACAAGCAGGAGCAACAAUGAAGUUUUUGGCAAUUGUGCUCUUGGCGGCUUCCGCUUGCGCUACUGAAAUUGAGAAGCGAGAUGCGGAGCCAAGCUAUGGGUCUUAUCAUCCUACCUAUGGAAAUGGUUAUGGUUAUCCCCAUGGCCACCAGUACGGAAAGAGGUCUGCUGAUCCAGAACCAGAGCCUGAGGCUUCCUACUCCUCUGGACGACCCUACCCUGUCAGCCAUUCCCAUGGCCACCAGUACGGAAAGAGGUCUGCUGAUCCAGAACCAGAGCCUGAGGCUUCCUACUCCUCUGGACGACCCUACCCUGUCAGCCAUUCCCAUGGCCACCAGUACGGAAAGAGGUCAGCUGAUCCAGAACCAGAGCCUGAGGCUUCAUACUCCUCUGGACGACGCUACCCUGUCAGUCAUUCUCAUGGCCACCAGUAUGGAAAGAGGUCUGCUGAUCCAGAACCAGAGCCUGAGGCUUCAUACUCUUCUGGUCGACGCUACCCUGUCAGCCAUUCCCAUGGCCACCAGUACGGGAAAAGGUCCGCUGAUCCAGAACCAGAGCCUGAGGCUUCAUACUCCUCUGGUCGACGCUACCCUGUCAGCCAUUCCCAUGGUCACCAGUACGGAAAGAGGUCUGCUGAUCCAGAACCAGAGCCUGAGGCUUCAUACUCCUCUGGUCGACGCUACCCUGUCAGCCAUUCCCAUGGUCACCAGUAUGGAAAGAGGUCUGCUGAUCCAGAACCAGAGCCUGAGGCUUCAUACUCUUCUGGUCGACGCUACCCUGUCAGCCAUUCCCAUGGUCACCAGUACGGAAAGAGGUCCGCUGAUCCAGAGCCAGAGCCUGAGGCUUCAUACUCCUCUGGAAGACGCUACCCUGUCAGCCAUUCCCAUGGCCACCAGUAUGGAAAGAGGUCUGCUGAUCCAGAACCAGAGCCUGAGGCUUCCUACUCCUCUGGACGACGCUACCCUGUCAGUUAUUCCCAUGGCCACCAGUACGGAAAGAGGUCUGCUGAUCCAGAACCUUCCUAUGGCUAUCCUUAUCCUGUCUACCACUACCCUACCUAUUACUCUGGUUAAGGGGAACUUUUCCACCGAUUUCCCUGGAUCAAAAAUGUGGAUUUUCUCUCUGAUUCAGGAGUUUUUUAUUUACUGUCAAACGAUCUGAAUUAACGAUACAAAAUAUA